This is a messenger RNA of Siniperca chuatsi (mandarin fish), 9515 nucleotides long. It is a transcript of the gene arhgap35a, whose product is annotated as Rho GTPase activating protein 35a. Gene Ontology annotation, molecular function: GTP binding; GTPase activity. The coding region runs from base 1141 to 5811 and encodes 1556 amino acids. Gene Ontology annotation, biological process: signal transduction. The record is from RefSeq and is a predicted model, not a curated record. The transcript has 9 exons. NCBI's taxonomy places the organism in Eukaryota, Metazoa, Chordata, Actinopteri, Centrarchiformes, Sinipercidae.
CUCUCUCUCUCAGUUGUGUGAAUAGGAGGGGAGAUGGGGAGAUGCUGGAUUCGGGAGAAGGUCCGCCAUUAUUGGGAAGCUGAAAAAAAAAAUAGACUUAUACACACCGUCACACAUUUAGCCUGUAAGGGUCUUAACGUCAGAAAAGAAAACACAACGGUUUCGGACGAGCUGUUGUUCACUUAAAGCAGCGCUUCGGUAAAUAAAGGCAGAGCUUGUGAUCGCGUUUCCUACGGACUCUUUUAUUUUUGACACAACAAAGGAAAUAAUAAUUGGUCAAAACAACGUGGUGGUUGAACCGAGAAGAAAAAACACACCGAAACAGCGCUCUCCAACGCCUCCCCCUUUUCUCUUCGCGAGACGUUUCCAGCCGCGCAGUGAAAAGACUGGAGUUUCAACAGCAUUUUUCCUUUUUCCUGACGAGAAUUUAGUUGUUUUUUUUUCUUCCUCUCCUCAGACAGGGUGAGAGAAAAAGAGAGAUGCAUCUCGCUGCUGAAAACUUCAGACUGAUGAAAAUGAGCACUUAAUGUGGGACGCAAUGGACAGAAAGCCUGUUUAGUAAAAAAACAAACAAACAAAAAACCCAGCGGAAAAUAAUCGAUGUGAGUGCUGGUAGGAAGUCUUUUUGUCUGUUUUUUAAAAAGUCUUUCACCGGCUGUGAGUCGCAAAGAGCGAAAGAAAGGAGUGGACCAGAGCUGGAGAGAGGGAGGAAUGCUAUGGGAAUGCAGCCACCCCAUGAAGACUACAUGGUCUCUCCUCAUGGACAGUGAACACAGCCUCUUCCCUGCUGCCAUGUGUAGCACGUGUUAUGAUGAACUUCACGCCCUGCCGCCCUAGCAUUAACUUCAGGCUGCACUCCAAUACCCUACAGAUGCACCCUAUCUUCCUUGGCUUCCCUUGUCAUUGAGACACCCUAGGCCUUGAGACAAUGGUAUGUGGCUGGACAUGCGCACCAGACACCAGGCCUCAGGGUGAACUGGGAGACUGGCUGCCUGACUGCUGUACAACUGGACUGCUGCACUAAGGGACAGACCCCAGCCCAGUGAGCUCCUCUUGCAUGGAAACCCUCCUUCCUUGGCAGCCUUCUCCUCUCCCUAGAGCUAGCGGCCAGCAUGGCAGGAUGAGCCUCUGCCAGCGACGAUGAUGGCCAAAAAGCAAGAUGUACGGGCACCCACCUACAACCUGGUCGUGGUUGGGCUGUCCGGCACGGAGAAGGAGAAAGGCCAAUGUGGUGUGGGCAAGUCCUGCCUGUGUAACCGCUUUUCCCGGCCAAGUGCAGAUGACUUCCACCUAGAUCACACGUCUGUUCUCAGCACAAGCGACUUUGGAGGCCGUGUGGUGAACAAUGACCAUUUCCUGUUCUGGGGAGAGGCUGGACGGACAAUGGAGGAGGGGCCAGAAUGCCGCAUGAAUGUGGUAGAGCAGACAGAAUUCAUUGAUGAUCAGACGUUCCAGCCACACCGAAGCACAGCACUCCAGCCUUACAUCAAGAGGGCAGCUUCCACCAAGCUGGCUUCAGCUGAGAAGCUGAUGUACUUUUGCACAGAUCAGCUGGGGCUGGAGCAGGACUUUGAGCAGAAACAGAUGCCUGAAGGCAAGCUUUUGGUGGAUGGCUUCUUACUCUGUGUGGAUGUUAGCAGGGGUAUGAACCGUAGCUUUGAGGACCAGAUGAAGUUUGUUACUAACCUGUACAACCAGCUAGCCAAAACGAAGAAACCUGUGGUACUGGUUCUCACCAAAUGUGAUGAAGGAGUUGAGCGCUAUAUUAAAGACUCACACACCUUUGCCCUAGCCAAGAAGAACCUACAGGUGGUAGAAACAUCAGCACGCUCUAAUGUCAAUGUUGACCUAGCCUUUCUUACACUGGUUCAGCUAAUAGACAAGAGUAGGGGAAAGCCCAAAAUUAUCCCUUACUUUGAGGCACUGAAACAGCAGAGUCAACAGAUUGCCUCAGCUAAAGACCGCUAUGAGUGGCUGGUCAACCGAAUUGUGAAGAACCACAAUGAGACAUGGCCCACUGUCAGUCGCCGCAUGCAGUCUUCCCCUGAGUACAAGGACUAUGUUUUCCUUGAGGGGACAGCUAAAGCCAAGAAGCUCUUCCAGCAGCAUGUGCAUAGACUUAAACAAGAGCAUAUAGAAAAACGUAGGAAGGCCUAUCUAACUACACUACCACAGGCCCUGUCUGUACUGUUACCAGAGUUGGACGAGAUAGACCACCUGAGCUGGUCUGGAGUUCAGAAAGUCCUGGAGACAAAGAGAGAUUUCUCUCAAUGGUUUGUAGUACUAGAUGACACCCCUUGGGAGACCACACCACACAUUGAUAACAUAGAGGAUGAUCGAAUCCCCCAGGACCUCCUGGAGACCCCCGCAGCUGAAGCUAUCUAUGAGACCCACCUGGAGCAGCUAAGGAAUGAGCGCAAACGGGCUGAGAUGAGAUGGGAGUUCAAGGAGAAGCUAAGUGUCUCUCCUUUCAUCACACCAGGGAAACCCUGGGAGGAGGCCCGAAGCUUCAUCAUGAAUGAAGACUUCUACCAGUGGCUGGAUGAGGCUGAAUAUCUGGAUAUCUACAACAAACACCAGAAGGAAAUCAUUGACCGAGCCAAAGAGGACUUUCAGGAACUGCUUCUUGAAUACUCUGAGCUCUUUUAUGAGCUGGAAGUGGAUGCAAAGCCAAGUAAAGAGAAAAUGGGAGCCAUUCAGGAGGUGUUGGGUGAGGAGCAAAGGUUUAAAGCCCUGCAGAAGCUGCAGGCAGAAAGGGAUGCUCUGGUAUUGAAACAUAUCCACUUUGUCUACCACCCCACAAAGGACACCUGUCCCAAUAGCCCUCACUGUGUGGACAGCAAGAUAGAGCAGAUACUGGCCUCCAGAUUCCCGACCCGCUACCCAUCAUCGGACUCUUCAAGACUGGAUGGGGGGAGGGCUGAACGGAUCAAUCUUGUCAUCCUAGGGAAAGAUGGGCUAGCCAGAGAGAUGGCAAAUGAGAUAAGGGCCUUGUGCACCAGUGACGACCGGUACGUGUUAGAUGGCAAGAUGUAUGAGUUAGCCCUUCGUCCCAUAGAGGGCAACGUACGUCUGCCAGUCAAUUCAUUCCACACACCAACCUUUACACCCCAUGGUUGCCUGUGUUUGUACAACUCAAAGGAAUCCCUCUCAUAUGUUGUCGAGUCUAUAGAGAAGCUUAGAGAGUCAACCAUAAGCAGAAGGGAAAGGGAAAACAGCUUAGGCCAAAUCCCGCUGUCCCUCCUCCUGGUCACCAAGCGGGGGGUGGGUUCUAUAGGGGAUAUUGGGGGUGAGACAGCUCAGACUCUUAUCCAACAAGGGCAUCAGGUGGCUGGAAAGCUGCAGUGUGCUUACCUGGACCCUGCCUCUCCAGGCAUGGGCUACGGGCGAAAUGUGAAUGAGAAGCAGAUCAACCAGAUGCUGAAGGGCCUCUUAGAAUCACGGAGAAGCAUAGGGAGCAGCUCCCCUCCUUUACCCCCUCCUUCCUCUGCCUUCAGAGACUCUCAGUCCCAGCCAAUGCUAGAGGCAGACUUGAGGAUAGUCAUGUGCCUGAUGUGUGGAGACACGUACGACCUAGACCAGCUCCUUGCUCCCUUCCUGUUGCCCCAGCAUUGUCGUCCUGCCUCCAGCCUCAGCAGUGGCACCUCCGUUUUGCUGGAUUUCAGUAUAGGAGGUCAGAGGCAGAAUAUUGAGCUGUCACUGCUCUCCUUCCAUUCCUCAUUCUCCCUCCGCAAGACCAGGCUGGUCCACGGCUACAUUGCAGUUUACUCUGCUCGCCGCAAGGCCUCUAUGGAGACAUUAUGUGCUUUCUUGUGUGAGGUCCAAGACAUCAUCCCAGUCCAGUUGCUAGCAGUAGGGGAGAGCCAGAUGGAGCUGUCAGACUCAGAGUCAGCUAAGGAGCAGGUCAGUCAGGGAGAGGAACUGGCACAUGAAAUAGAGGCCAGGUUUAACACCGUAAUAUGUGGACAUGGUGGGGUAGUUGGGGGGCUUCAUAAGAUAGACCUUUUCCAACCCUUCCUCAAAGAGGUGGUAGAGAAGCGCACUAUUGUGGAGGCCACACACAUGUAUGAUAAUGUGGCUGAGGCAUGUACCAAUGAGAGCAUCAGCCCUCGCUGUGGCUCUCCUAGUCCAGUCAACAUUCUUAUGGACUCAGAGGACGAUAUCGACCCAUCACCACCUUACCCUACCUUGAGGGAGGAUGGUAGUCUCAGUUCCCACCUGGGAAGCUUGAAGUUGCCAGAUCUGGAUUCAAGCGAUACCUUCUCUGUUAUCUCUGAGCUUAGCACCUUUGAGAGCAAGCUGAACAACAAGGUUCCUCCACAAGUGAAGCCCAAGCCUGUCCGUAAGGUUAACCUCGGCCCCUACAUGGACCAGCAGGGUGGCACCAACCGCCGCUCUUUGCCCCAAGCUGUCACCUGGGCUCCAGGUAGCGAUGGUGGCUAUGACCCAUCAGACUACGCAGAGCCCAUGGAUGCUGUGAGCAAACCUCGACCCACAGAAGAGGAGAAUAUUUACUCUGUCCCUCAUGACAGUACACAGGGCAAGAUUAUCACCAUCCGCAAUGCCAAUAAAGGUCACUCAAACGGGAGUGCUGGGGGGAAUGGGUCAGACAGUGAGGCAGAUAGUAGCUCACUGGAGCGCAGGAGGAAGUUGUCUGCCAUUGGGGUAAAGCCCAAGCUGUACAGAGACAGAUCCAAACGGCUUGGCAAGUUCAGCAGUUUUAGGACGAGCUUCUCUAUAGGCAGUGAUGACGAGAUGGGGGGUCCACCAAAGGCUAGCCAGGAUGACGGAGGAGCCCAAAAGGACAACUCCAUUGAGGAGAGUGAGGACCCCAAAAGGAGAAAUAUUCUUAAGAGCCUGCGCAGAAAUACAAAGAAACCACGACCCAAACCCAGGCAUUCCAUCUCAAAACCCAUUGAAAGCAACUACUUUGGUAUGCCACUGGCCACUGUGGUCACUCCUGAGAGGCCAAUCCCAGUCUUCAUUGAGAAGUGCAUCCGUUUCAUUGAAACUACAGGGUUGAGCACAGAGGGCAUCUACAGGGUCAGCGGGAACAAGGCAGAGAUGGAGAGCAUGCAGCGGCAAUUUGAUCAAGACCACAGCCUGGACCUGGUGGAGAAAGACUUCACCAUGAACACAGUAGCCGGAGCCAUGAAAGCCUUCUUCUCUGAGCUACCUGAGCCUCUGGUGCCCUACAGCAUGCAGGGAGAGCUGGUGGAGGCCUUCAAGAUCAACGAUAGGGAGCAGCGCUUCCAGACGAUGAAGGACAUUCUGCGCCGCUUCCCCAAGGAGAAUUACGAGGUCUUCAAAUAUGUCAUCAGCCACUUGAACAAGGUGAGCCAGAACAACAAGUUGAACCUGAUGACCAGUGAGAACCUGUCCAUCUGUUUCUGGCCCACACUGAUGAGACCAGACUUCACCACCAUGGACGCCCUGACUGCCACCCGCACCUACCAGACAAUCAUCGAGAGCUUCAUCCACCAGUGCGCGUACUUCUUCUACAAUCAACCACUGGCCGAUGGCCUCCCCGGCUCCCCCACCUCUACACUCUCCUUCGGGGGAGGAACCUCUGCCUACUCCUGCAUGGCUGGAGGCUACUCAUCCUCGCCAACUCCGUCCCCGACUCCCUACGUCCUCCCCGCCACCCCUCCUGUCAUCCCACACUACGGCCCUCCUAUCCACCACCACCACCACCAUCAACAUCGGUCCCCACCCCACUCCCCACCUCCUACUCCCCAGUCCCCGAUCCCAGCCCUGCUGCCGCCCUCCCUGCACCCCCAUCACCCCCCUACGGAACAACACACGCUGUGAACCAGGGAUCAAGGGAAAGAGAGAAAAAAAUAACUAAGAGGACGGAUAAUGAGAUUCAGAGAGGUUAUAAGGGUUCAGAAUAAGAGAUUUUGAAGUUUGGGAAGGAAUUGAAGAAGAUAAAUUGAAACGUGAACAGGAGGUAGGAAGAGAAGUUGGGAGAGAUUGAGUGAGAUGCAGUAUGUACAGGGAGAAACCUACAUGUUUAGGAGAAGAAGAGGACCUUUGAGCCUCAGUUGCUUUUAGAAAAAUGGACACACACAAGGCAGAACAGGGGAACACUUAAGCGCCUCUGAACUGGCAGUAUGAUCUUUCUCCCUCCUCGCCACUUUAUUCCUUUGUCUCACAGUCUCACAUCAUCUAGACCUGCCCUCCUUGCCUUAUAGAGAACCUACACACAAACACACUAAAGAAGAGUGAGAUGUUGCCAGUAACUGUUAAAGGGACUCAGGGAGGGACUCAGAAGUAAAGUGCAGGGAGAAUGUGAACUGUUUGUGUGAGUGGUGAAGCAAUCCCAGCAUAACAGACACACAAACACCCAGUGGCCAGAGUGCCUCCGACAACCACUCUCCUCAAUCCCUUAGCCUCUAACUGUGCUAGGAAUUUUGGUGGCCGGCGCACAUUUUUGCAAACUGACCCAGCUACUGUACCUACCUGGAGGCCGUGGCUGGGUCAAAGUGGAGCAGAGAGAGAGUCCUGAACACAUGUUUGUUUAUUUCACCACUGUACAGAGGACUUAAGCAAGAAACACGUGUCACUACUCACCCGACAGGAUGUUCUUACACAUUCCUAUGUGUCAACCCCUCAUACACACGCACACAGACAAAUUCAGUUUCAGUCGAGGCAGUAUGCUAAGCAAAGAAAGGAAAAAAACAAAUCUCAACCAACCAGAUCUGCUAGGCAUCAAAUUGGAGCAAAGGAUUAUGGGGACUCUCACACCCUUGGCAUUCUGGGAAGGCUCCUCCCAGUCUCCUGUUUGCUCUCUCUCUCUCUCUCUCUCUCUCUCUCUCUCUCUCUCUCUCUCUCUCUCUCGGUUUGAACUUCAACCUCAUGCCCCGUCUUUGUAAACACAUGAAGAAAACGGCUUCAAAAAGCAGAUAUUUUAAUUGGUCCAAAUCCUGAUUCUACAUUCACAUUCCCACUGUCCCAAUGCGCUUUAUUUGACAAAAUAUUGGGAAACACAGAAAAAGACGGGCCCAUCACUCAAUGACUGGCCUUGCGUGUAAGUGUCUGUGUGACUGUCUAUCUGUCUGUGUGCUCAUGUAUCCAUGACUUUUUGUUUUACCUGAAUUUCCCUGUAUUAGGCAGAUAGUGGGAAUAAUUCCAGGGUUGGACCUUCACCUGUCAUGUUCUUGCUUCUUUCACACUGUGGUGGUUUUACGAGCGAGUCGGUGCGGCAGUUUUCACAGUAAGGACCUUGUUCAAAAAGCACUUUUCUGAGCACUUUGAAGGCACAUUUUAAAUUGGAGCUGCCAUGACAUGACAGCCACCGUUCACUUUAUUGUCAAUCCACCCUACUCUCUCUCUCUUGGAGCACACCACUGACAUCUAGAGGAAGAAAUGGGUAUUGCAGCCAUAACCUCCCUUCCUACUGCAUGGGCGUAGCACCAUUUUCCUACUGUAGUUUUUGUAGUGUCAGAUUCUCUUAUAGGUGCAAUUGUUAAGAUUUUCAUUAUUGUAUGUCAGAUAAAAUUAACUUUAGAGCUUAUGAAGUGUAAGAGUGUAAAUAAAAGAACAACAGCAGUUUUAAAUCUGGUACAAGUCAAUUGAGAAUAUAUAGAUUGCCACAAAGCAUGUGGCUACAUUGCAGUUGAUUAGACAUGCAGUGAAUGCAAUUGCCUCUCUGUCUUUUUGUUGUUAUUUUCCACUUCACCAAAGCACUCAGCCCUUUGUAGAGGAGUGCCACUUCCCAGACGCCAUAUUUGAAUGGAAGAAAAUAGAGAUUUAGGAGAUUGACGCACAAUGUAGCAUUACAGGCCAGAAAGUAAGAGUUGGAAGCAAGGCUUAAGCUUUGACAAGUGGGAAGCUUUUUAUCGUUGGAAAUAAUUGGUAACCACUGCUCCAGGCCUCAGCAUCCUGUCCUCAUAGGACACAGCGUUAUGCCUCUGGAAAGGAGACUCAAACCUGCUCUCGGUGGACUCGAAAUAUAAUUUGCAAGAGUACUGUGUAACCACUACACCGGACUCCCCCCGCUGUCACUGUUAUGCCACCACAUCCCCUAGUCAUUCCCUGUCCAAGAGAGACAGUUGGAUCCGGGAGAGACAGCAGACAGAACAGACAGUCCAUUCAUCUGUCUGCAUGACUGGAAUGGAGCAUCACAGAAUUCCUCGGCCCAGCCUGCGGUUACCGUAGAAACCAGCGAGCUGAGGCUUGAGGAGAAUUGCUGAGCCCCGAUCGAGCAGCUUUUUAAAGUGUAUGUGUGUGCACGCAUGUGUCUCUGUGUUUGUGUGAGCUCGAGAAAGAGUGUGCGCAUGUGAACUUAUGCUUGUUAAUGUUAAGCAGAUGCUCACCAAGGUCACUUAUUUUGUUUGACACCGAAUUGCAUCUCUGCAUGUCUCCUCAGACAGUCCUCUCUGCCCAAAAGGGAGGGGAGGGGGGGGGACCUUUCAACCAAUCACUGAACUCUUAAAGGAGCUUUUAUCAGUCUACACUACCUAUUUACUUUGUGUGUGGGUGUUUGUGUGUGUGUGUGUGAUAGAGGAAUUAAGAGUGCGUGUUUGGGUGGGUGGGUUUGAGCUAACAUGCUAGCAAGCUGUGCUUGGCAAAUGGCCAGACACCAGCGUGAUCCAAACAAACGUGAAGGAGAGGAAUGCUGUUCUCCUUGCGGUCAUUACCCCGCUGUGUAACCCUGUUAGCUCGUCCAGAUUACACACACUGAUCCUCAGAGAAAGUGUGAGAGAGAUGGGGGAGAGAUUGGGGAGAGUGAGAGGGAGGGAAGACAGACAGCAAAUGGGUGAAUGGGAUCAUUAUUUGGGAGAUGGAGGGAAGAAGGAGGGGGUGACCACUGGUACUUGUGUGUGAACGCCGGCCAGUGGCGUUCCCUGUGUAUAUCAAUGUGUUAAUACUGAACUGACUGUGAGGCAGCCAAAGACUGUUGGAAAAAAAAAAGGGUUGAGGGAGAGAUGGGAGGCAAAGUGACAGUUUAGAAGAACAAUUGAAUUAAAAAUGUGACUUUGGUUCAGCGAUAAUAUGUGGCUGCAUUGCUUUUCUUUUUCUUAUUUGUUUUCUUUUUUUUUGCAACAAUGGUGACAGAUGUCUGUUAAGUUAAAAUGAGAAACAAGCAAAACUAUAUUCAAAUGGUUGUUUAUUGGUAUGUUAGGGGGUCUAACACUUUGCCCUUUAGUCAGUGGUGAUAGAAAAAAAAGUUUCUUUUUAUGUUUUAUUUUAAUAAUUAAAAAAUACAAAGCAUUUUUUUUAACAAUUUCUUUGUGAACAAUUGAGAGACCAGCCCAGUAUAGUGCAUGAUUUCUUCCCAACCAAGGAAGAGGGCUCCACCACUCUCACUAUUUAAGAGAUGAUAAAAAAAAUAUUAAGAAAUAAUGGGGGGGGGGGAGAAAAAAAAUGAAGUACUGUAAAGUGAAAAGAUAACAUCAAACAAAAAAACUGUCAUUAUUUGCUGAGUAUGGUAAUUUGUCUCAAUGGGAAUGUUGUAUACAGCAAGGCCUUAUGUGAUCUGUAUCAUAGUUAAUAAAUCAAAUCUUGUAAAA